AUGGACAUCAGAGGACCGAUCCGGUUCCGCAGCUCCGACUCCUCUUCCACGCAUCGCUUCGUCGGCAGCUUCUCCCCUCAAAACCCUAGCCCCUCCUCCAGCAACGCCGCCGACGACGACCUCAGCGAGGACGACAUCUUCUCCGCCGUCGACUUCUCCGACGCCGCCGACCACCACCAUCGACAUCGCGGCAACAACCUCAGCAGCCAGGUUCCGGCCGCCGCCGCCGCCUUGUCUCCUUGCCUUCGCAAUCACCACCUCGGCCGGCACAGGAACUCCGCCUUGGGCCCGCCGGAUGGCUUCGGCAUACUCGCCGCGCUCCCCGAGCGCGAGACUAGCUCCGUCUUCGGCCGCAACGUCUCCGUUUCUCCUUCUUCGCCUCUCUCGGCGGCGGCGCCCCUUUCGUCCUCGCGGGUGAUCCCUGCGAUUCCACGCCCCCCGCAGGACAGAUUUCCACUGGCUUCUUUUUCCUUAGCGAAGAAGUACCACCAAUCGGCGCCGGUGAACGUGCCUGUGUUGAUGGCGAGGAGGCACCGCGAGUUUGUCGAAGUUGGGGACGAGAAUCGGGACGAUGAUGAUGAGAAGGAUUUUGAUGGGGAAGAGAUGUUGCCGCCGCACGAGAUAGUGGCGAGGCGAUUGUCCCGUUCUCAGAGCGUCGCUUGCUCGGUGCUCGAAGGAGCUGGGCGGACCCUCAAGGGGAGGGAUCUGCAUCGGGUCCGCGAUGCGGUGUUGCGGCAAACAGGUUUUCUAGAUUGA
This is a messenger RNA of Rhodamnia argentea, 756 nucleotides long. RefSeq lists its product as uncharacterized. The record is from RefSeq and is a predicted model, not a curated record. Lineage: Eukaryota; Viridiplantae; Streptophyta; Magnoliopsida; Myrtales; Myrtaceae. The coding region runs from base 1 to 756 and encodes 251 amino acids. The transcript has a single exon.